Messenger RNA from Pichia kudriavzevii, 2379 nucleotides. RefSeq lists its product as uncharacterized. Bases 1 to 2379 code for a protein of 792 amino acids. Gene Ontology annotation, molecular function: RNA polymerase II CTD heptapeptide repeat phosphatase activity. Gene Ontology annotation, cellular component: nucleus. The record is from RefSeq and is a predicted model, not a curated record. The transcript has a single exon. Lineage: Eukaryota; Fungi; Ascomycota; Pichiomycetes; Pichiales; Pichiaceae.
AUGUCUGAUCAGGAAAUUACAAAGGUUUAUUUACCCAAGAGUAUAUUGUAUCCUAUUACUGUUCUGAAAGUUCAUGUAAAGAAGGAUGAAAAGAUCCAGAAAUAUCAACGGAUAAUUACAUACAAAUAUUACGAUUAUGAACCUGUUCCUAUCAGUGAAGUAGAAGAUGAAGUAGCCGAUGAAAGCGAACGUCAAUUGAAGAAAGUUGAAAAUGUAGGGACAUACGAUUCAAGUGUCAAUGGUGUUGUCAAGAAUAUUUUAGUUAAAGCAAAUGAUGAAAUCAGAGAUGCUCACCAGCAUAUAUUGGAAGUCCUUGAACCUUGUGCACAUCCAAUACAGUUUGGUGGGCUUUGUGCUGUAUGUGGUAAAGUUCUUGAAGAAGAAGAGACUGGUUACAGAGCAGCUAUUUCAAUGGCACACCAAACCACUAACUUGAAAGUUUCAUCCAAAGAAGCUGAGAAUAUUGAACGUUCAUCAACAGAUAGAUUAUUACAAGAAAAAAAGUUAUCCUUAGUCGUUGACCUAGACCAAACAGUUAUUCAUGUUACAGUAGAUCCCACAAUUGGAGAAUGGAUGUCAGAUCCUUCAAAUCCCAACUAUGGAGCUCUCAAGGAUGUCAAGACUUUUGCAUUAGAAGAGCCUCCAUUUAUACCUGUCAAUUACCACGGACCGCCAAUUCAACCCAUCAAAAGGUGGUAUUAUGUUAAACUAAGACCACAACUAGAAACUUUUUUAGAAAAAAUGAACGAAAAGUACGAAAUGCACAUCUACACUAUGGCAACAAGAAAGUAUGCUGAAAAUAUUGCAAAAAUUAUCGAUCCUGAUGGAAUAUACUUUGGGGAAAGAAUUCUAUCAAGAGAUGAAAGCGGAUCGCUAACCCAAAAGUCUCUAGAAAGACUAUUUCCUGUAGAUACUUCAAUGGUUGUAAUAAUUGACGAUAGAGGUGAUGUUUGGAAUUGGUCUCCAAAUUUAAUCAAAGUGGUUCCCUACGAUUUCUUCCUUGGAAUUGGUGACAUCAACUCGAGCUUUUUGCCAAGACAGCAAGCUCUACUAGGACCAUCAAAAAGGAGGAAAUCUGUUAGCAUAUUAGAGGAAAUGAUAAUAAACGAGGAAGACAAAAAGAUGGAUGAAAAUGCCAUUAACGAUGAUAGUGAAGAGGCGCAAGAUGAGGAUGAGGGAGAAAAGGAACCUAAAACAAAAGCCUUUACUGUAAAGGGCAUAGAUGGAUCAAACUCAACAGUAUCAUCACCUAUUGAUCGGCUCAUUGAAUUAACAGACACUCCAGAAGAUCCUAACCUUUUAAUAGUUCAAGAAACUGAGAGAACGAACGCUUUGGAACAACAGGAACAUGACAGACCAUUAAAAAGGUUACAGGAGAACUUGGAUAAAAUUAUAGAAGAGGAGUCAGGAAAUAUUACAACGGAGGGAAACCCGACAUUCACCAGCAAAAAGACGGAUUUUGCAAUGAAACAUAAGGUGGAGGACAGAGAAACACACAACUUAUUAUAUGAUGAUGAUAAGGAACUCCAGUACUUAAGCCAAGCAUUAACGAGGAUUCACAAUGAAUUUUACUUUGAAUUUAAGAGUGAACCUGGGCAAGAGAAACUCCGUUCUCUUCCUGAUGUGAAAGAUAUUAUGAUCGAAAUGAAGUCAUUUGUAUUCAAAGACUGCAUCUUCUUACUCAGUGGCAUUUUGCCCUUAGGAACAAAACUUGAUCAUGCAGAUAUAGUGAUUUGGGCCAAAUCUUUUGGUGCUACUUUUGUUGAAAAUUACACCACAAGUGUCACACACGUUAUAUGUAAAAACGCCGGUACCUUUAAGGUCAGAUUGGCAAAAAGUGUAGACGAAAAUGUUAAAGUUGUCAACCCAGAUUGGCUAUUUGCAUGUAUGUCUCUAUGGGAUAGAAUACCUGAAGAUGAAUACACUGUCGAGGUUGAAAAUCUAUUGAGUAAAUCACAAGUUGAUGAUUACCUUGAAUUCCACGGUAAAAACGAUUCCUCAUUGAAAAAAAGUCUUGAUUGGGAAGAAAUUGAUAAUGAGAUGAAGGAAUUCAUGGGUUCAGAUUACGAAGACAGUGACGAAGAUGAUGAUAAUGAAGGGGCGGUAGGGGGAUCACUACAAGAAUUAGAGGCCAACGGUGAAAAUAAUGAUGGUGAAGGUGAUUCCAAGGCGGAUAGUGUGAACGAAUCUGAUGAACAAACCUCAAUUGUGCAUGUAAACGAUGCUCAAAACAAAGAUAUUGAAGCGGUGAAAAGGAAAUUGGAAACCGAUAAUAGUACGGAAGUGGAAGAUCGAAAGAGACAGCAUACAGAAGAGGAUAGCAUUUCAGAAGAUGAAUUUGAAAAAGAACUACUUGAGCAUUUGGCUGACCUGGAAUGA